UUAGGGGAAGACGAUUGACAGCUGCAGCAAAGCAAAUUACAGCAGCACACAACACACAUACAUACCAAACGUGGACCACAACACCACACACGCAUACAACACAACUGCACAGCACUCGUCUGUGUGCAUUUUCACCUGAUCUGGCGGCAUGGUGGCCUCCGCCUCGAUCACACUCUUGACCAUGUCCAAGAAGUCGCCCAGGAUAAUGUCCUUGAGCGCUCGUCCUUGCAACGGCUGCUCCAGCGCCGCACUCGCCGUUCUCUCGAACUCAUCAAAUGCAGCGCCGCGCGAUAUCUUGUGUUUCGGGUCGGGAUAACCAGCCAGCAUCUCGAAAUGCUCGCCCAU
This is a messenger RNA of Vitrella brassicaformis, 345 nucleotides long. Lineage: Eukaryota; Vitrellaceae. The record is from the annotation of a GenBank genome assembly.